GACACUCCCUGCCCCCCCUCCCCUACGAGGCCGCGAUGAUGGCGUACCCCCCUCUCUCCUCGUCAGACCCCCAGCAGCAGCAGCUCCGCAACGAGAUCUACUACCAGCCAGGAGAGGGGGGCUGGAGAGGACGAGGCCAGCAGGACAACCAGAGGCGGGGCCAGGCCCUGCAGCAGAUGGUGGACGACGGCCGAAGGAGAGACCAGGAGGCUGUCUAUCUGGCCGGCUUGCUCCAGCUUCUGACCGCCGAGGCGGGGCCUGAGGUCUACCCUGGAGCCCAGCAGAGGCCCCCCAAAGCCGGGGAGGCGGUCUCGGCCCCGGACGGUGAUUUCCAGGGCCCCUUCCCGCCCGAUUACGAUGACACCAGCAUGGUGAAGCCCCCGAGAGGGUGGCAGAACGCCCAGAACUUGAUGGAGCCCGAGCUUGUCCAGGCGCUGAUGAACCGAUACAGGCAGGAGAAGCUCUAUGAGGCCGGGCUCUCCCCCCAGCCAGCCUCCAGACUUCAGCUUCAAGAGGCAGCAGCCGAGGCAGAGGGGGAGGCAGAGGGGGAGGCGGACGAAGAAGUUUUGAGGUACCUGGUUGGACGGAUCCUGUCCAGUAUGGGUGGCGAGGGGGGUCAGCAGUCAGAGGGCCGAUCAGGGUCCAGACGCUCCCGCCGGUCCCUGGACGACGGAGCGAUCAGCCCCGACGAGGAGAACCUGCUGCGGGACGCGGUUCAAGGGCUGCAGCGCAUGAAGAGGGUCGAUACCGACGUGCAGCAAGUAAGGAAACGGCACUACGCUGCAUACAACCCAGAAGAGCUGGCGGAAAGGAUCUUGAAAUACCUGCCAGAUUAAAUAAUAAUAAUAACAAUAAUAAUAAUAAUAACAAUUAUUACUAAAUUCGCAUUAUAACUUACUUAUAGGUAAAAACCUGUCUCGACACACGACCGCUGCAGUUAUAGGUCAAAAAAUAUAUAUUUUACAAAAAAGCUUUUGUUUCGUUUUUCCGCGUUUACAAAGCGUUCUGAUUUGUAGCCAAAUUCAUGUUAACCCUGUUUAAAAAGUGGAGAAAUCAUUAAAAAAAAAAAUUCGAAAAACUAUUCUUUCUGACUUUCGGACUCACAGGUUUUUACCUGUACUGUAGGUACUAAGAAAUUCUAAUUCAAAAUUCUUAAAAAAUUUGCUAAAUGUAUUUGCACAUGACCGCCCCCCUUCCCUUCCCUUCCCUUCCCCCUCUCCCUCCUUCCCUCUCUCUCAUUUCUCUCUCAUUUCUUCAUUCGCUCUAUUCUGUGUUCAUGGUGUUGAAACCAAAAAAACGAUUUAAAAUAUUGAAACAGUCGAUGUUACUUGUGGCUUCUCUCCUGUUUGUGCAUUACAUGAAUAAUGUGUCUAAUAUAUAUAUAUAUAUAUAUAUAUAUAUAUAUAUAUAUAUAUAUAUAUAUAUAUAUAUAUAUAUAUAAUUUUACAGAUUGUUUAUUUCCCUCAAUGCCCUUUCAGAUAAGCAGAUUUCAUUGUUUGGAAAACUUGUGUUGAAUACUUCUCUGUCAAUAAAACUCAAUGAAACAACA
Messenger RNA from Polyodon spathula (Mississippi paddlefish), 1549 nucleotides. RefSeq lists its product as uncharacterized. NCBI's taxonomy places the organism in Eukaryota, Metazoa, Chordata, Actinopteri, Acipenseriformes, Polyodontidae. Bases 36 to 836 code for a protein of 266 amino acids. Gene Ontology annotation, molecular function: endopeptidase inhibitor activity. The transcript has 2 exons. The record is from RefSeq and is a predicted model, not a curated record. Gene Ontology annotation, biological process: negative regulation of endopeptidase activity.